Molecule: messenger RNA, 7470 nt
Organism: Fibroporia radiculosa
Lineage: Eukaryota; Fungi; Basidiomycota; Agaricomycetes; Polyporales; Fibroporiaceae
Exons: 32
Coding region: 1-7470 (2489 amino acids)
Biological process (GO): regulation of GTPase activity
Source: RefSeq, a predicted model, not a curated record
AUGUCUGCUGCCAAUAUCGACUUUGCCGCAUCGCAUCACGAUUUCGAAUCCAUCGACGCCCCAGAAGCACAGAACGACCCAUCAGACAUUCUUAGCGGACCAGCAUUGCCGUUGAGCAUUGCGACCCAGAGAAUGAUCUCACGGGCGAAGCAUUCGUCAAUGACAUCGCUUAACUCAGCUGCAGCGAGCACUACGUCUUUCAGCACAUCAUCGAAAUAUUCGGCCGUCUACGAGAAGACGACUUUCGUGACGUCUAAGACCAUCGCAUCGCUCAAUGCGGUCAUCACCAAGUUCGCUGGGCGUAUCGUAUAUCAUUUAUCGGCGUCGAAUUGGAAUAUCGUCUUGGACAAAAUCCGAGUCAAGAUUCGUUCACUUUCUCGUGCGACUGAAGACGAUCCGGAUAUCAUAGACUUGCAGCUGAUGAUAUACAGUGCCUUGGACAGAAACCGACUCGUCCAAUCUCUACAGGAAGUCUCAUCGCUACUUCUACAUAUGAAGACGGAUGCUCAGGCAGCAGUAGCAAUACCUCUCCGUGCUGCCAUUUGGAACUGGAUUGAUCUAUUUCCGGAUGAAUUUGGUGACAACAUUCGGUAUAGUCGUCGUAUGGAGGGUGCUCCAGAGCGUGUUUUUGAUAUUUUGUUUGAUUCGCAAGAGGGGUCACAGAAGACUGUCUUUUGGCCCACGCUGACCGCACUUGUUUGCAUCAGCUCGGAACGGAUGAAGGUUGACUUCCAGGAGAAUUCCAUGGGUAUGUCGAGGGGUCAGCAUGGUCGCAGGGAUCGCCAGUUCUUUGAGCUUAUCAUGCGAAGUUUGUCGUCUCUGACUAAGUAUUCUGAAGAAGCCUUGAUUUGUGCAUUGGAUGUAUGUCGAGCGGCAUUUCGCGUUCAUCUGGAGGAUGGCGCAGAGCAUCCAUUGCACCUUCUUGCACAUGAUAUUGCACACGAGCUCAAGCGCCUCCUAUGGAAUUGGAAUAAUCAGAAACCUUUCUGGGAGUGCGAUGAGAUAGAUGUCGCGCUGGUUGCUGAUGUCCUGGUGACUAUCUAUCGAUAUCUCCCACCAGAAGAAUCGCUCCCCCUCUUCGGUCUCUGUGUCGAUCCAGAGCGGUCUCCUGCGGUCAAAAUCACUGUCGCCAAGGCCUGCAUUACACUCAUUGAAGAAAUGCCCGUGGCAACGACCUCUGGAAGAUCUAAGGUCAACACUCAUGCUUCGAAUUUUGCGCAUCUAUCAGGCAAUGAGUUAGACGAACAAGGGAACAUGAAACGACCCAAUGCACGGCCCAAGGCAAAACGAUACACUGCUGAAACGCUGCCAGACCGCGAAUUACUAGCAUACUCCUUGAUGGCGCUGUUUCGCGUUGAUCCACUAUGGUUUUUAUCCACUAUGGACAAUGCUCAAAUCCCAGAAUACGUUCCAAUUGCUGUCGCAUGCUGGCAUGCUCCACUUGAUCUUGCCAUUAAAAUGGCCAUGGCUCGAACGUUACGCAACAUGAUUGAUACUGUGGUAAAGAUGAGCACUGCCCAUACUUUUUAUGAUGCAUGCAGCAAUUGGGCAGUUCAUGUAACCCCGGCAACGCUUGCGACGUUCUGCACAAACCUGCUCGAUGCACGAACUGACUUACAGGCUCAACGUGUGUGGAUCAAUAUGGCAUAUGAGAUCCUCUAUCGUUACACUCAACCCGCAAACACAGAGCAAACAAAGAAAAUUCAUUUAGCCAAAGAACGUCUGCCAGCAUUCGCCAUUGCGGAGAUUGCAUUUCUUGUUUCUCUAACAUCUGCCGACACUAGUGUCACGCUAACCGCUGCCCACUGUCUUCGCCUCCUCGCACAAGCUGAAACAGCGCCUGAUGCGCCUGUUGCAAGCGAGAUUAGUGACGACGAGCGAGUUAAACGUUACCCUGUUUAUGAACAACUUGGUGAUCCUAAGGUUAUGGUCAUUGGCAGAGUGGGUCACCAAAAACGUGUUCGCAAGCUUUUACGCUUGAUGCCGUCUUCUUCGCCGGUCCAUGUUGCAGUAUGGGAAGAAUGCUAUUUCCGUUGGUGCAUGAUGAACGAGCUAACUGUCCGAAUGUCCAUUCCUACAACCGCCGAUGGGUUCGAUACUGGUUCAGCACCAGUAGGGGAUAAAGUCAUGUCUGCUGAGGAGCGACAAGCACAAUGGCAAAACCUCACACUUUUCCUUGCAUCAUUUGGAUCAGCUUGCGUCAGAGAAUCAGAAGAUUUAUCGACGCUGAAGUUGAAUAUUGCUCCAUACUACCUUGCAGAUCAGAUGCGGGUCCUAAGAAAUCCCACAGAGCUCAUGUCGUCAUUUCUGCACGAGCUCAUCGACCUUUUGCUUGCUGAUUCUAUCAAUGUUCGAGAUACGGCGAAGGACGCGCUUGGCAAUGAGGCGAGUCCCCGACUGUACACGAAAAUCUUCAAGUCGCUAGACAACGUCGUACGUCAACUCGCUGAAGGAAAUAGUAUUGAUUGGGACAAUCUCGCCAUUUUUGUCGACCAGUUCCUCUCUGUUCUGAAAGUAUACGUUGAAAAUUCCCAAUGUCUCGAAGAACUCCGCAGUUUCGACCUCUGCUCCACACUGGCCGUUAUCGCUGGGUUCAUUGGACGUUAUCAUGAUGUUGUAUCUUACAGGCUUAGACUCAAGUUUUGCAACCUUUGUGAGGGUGUAUUUGAUCAAGCAGAGAAUAUCACCAUGCGCAAAGACAAUAGUGAUAGGCAGAAAAUUGCGGACAUUAUUAUUGAAUGGACACAAGAUGUUUCAGCGUGUGAACGUGACAUUGCAUCUAUUCAACGAGAUAUCAAUAACGCUGUAUUCCGAGCCGCAGUGAAGCUGUUUGAUCGUCUUCAGCUCCAAGUACCUGAUGGCGCGAGUGGGGAAGAAGCUGCCCAUGCCAUAUCGCGGCUUUUCGUUCGUUACUCGAGUUUCCUAUUCAAGGCCUGGGAACAUAUCCGCUGUGAGCCUCCACUCCCAGACGAUAGCUCGGCCGAUAAGUUGUCGAUACCCGGGUUACGAAUGCUCCAGCGAGACGGUGAAUCAAGAGAACUAGUGAUUACAGGCCUUGUGUCCCUUGUCAGUGCGAAUCCAGAAGUUGGCGUGAAGAACUGCCUGCCUCUGGCCUAUGAAGAGGAUCCGGUCAAGCGAAUUAUUUUUGCUUACGUAUUUGCACGAGUUCUUCCACAAGGGAUCGCUUUGAGCACGGUUGAGCCCCAGCCAAAUGUUCAACGUCAAAGUCGACUUUGUGAGUUGGUGAAAGGACCAGACCUGUCCUUGGCUAUAGCCGCGUGUGAAGUUUGUCCCGCCUCAGAAGUCGAUAACCUGAUAUCCGUCAUGCUGAAUUUGUUUGAUACAAGGUCAUCGCUGAUGACAUUGCUCAAGAAUAUGAUCGAGAUUGAAGUAGGGCGGACCGAAAACGACACAGCAUUGUUCCGUGGCAACUCGACCUGCACCCGUUUUCUCUCUGCAUUCGCUAACAUUUAUGGAUAUAAUUAUCUACGAAGCCUGGUCAUCCCUCUUAUCAAGACCAUGACUUCCAUGCCUGCCGGUCAUGGAUAUGAUUUAGAUCCCGCAAAAGUCGGCGAACAAGCUGCUCGGCGAAAUCAGGCGAAUAUUCAGCUGAUAACGUCUUCCUUCCUGGAGAUAAUACUCUCUUCGGUUCCAGUGGUGCCCCCGAUGCUCCGUGAGAUAUGUGCACACAUUGCGAAAGUUGUGAACCAAGUCUGGCCCGAAGCAAAAUUCGCAGCCGUUGGUGCAUUCAUGUUCUUGCGAUUUAUAUCCCCUGCAAUCGUCGCACCAGAGACAAUUGACAUAGAGGUUCCCAAAGAUGAUAUCACAAUUCGCCGGGGUCUGAUGCUAGUGGCGAAGAUCAUUCAGAACCUCGCUAAUAACAUCUUUUUCGGCAAGGAGGCGCAUAUGACCCCUCUCAAUGACUUUCUCAAAGCCAACAUCGUAAACGUGACUCGUUUCUUGAGCGAGUUGAACAAAUACGUUCCCUCGGGACCAGAAGACGAGCCAGAGGAAUGGCUCAACACCACAUAUGAUGACACGGACACCAUUGUACUCCAUCGGUUCUUCGAAAAGUAUGCUGAUAAAAUCGGCAAAGAACUGCUGACCGUUUCGAAGCCACCUGUGGAAAAAUUGACACCGCAGGCCGAGGCGCAUGUCGCCAACGGCAAGCGCGUUUGGGAUGCUCUGUGCGCCUCGUUGGUCGAGCUUGGCCAGCCUUUAGAAGCUGCUCGGAUCACGACUGCGUCUAGCCAAGAACACCGAGAGUAUCUCGAUCUGAUGGAAAGAUUCAAACACAGAGACACCACUCCCGUGCAGGGGCUUUUUGUAGAAGCUUUGUGUCCAACACCUCAAGAGCGGGCCAUAUUUGUGCUCUCUGUCUCUCGAGUUGACGUAGAAGUGCUGGAUAUUGAGCUGCUUCUAUAUUACAUGUUCAAAGUUCUCACUUCUCCUUCCAACGAGAGUCAUCAGUUUGACAUUAUUCUUGAUCUCACGUCUUUCAUCGUGUCAUCCCAAUUACCGAUGCAAUGGCUCAAGUUUACCUUUGAGGUCAUACCUUCUGAUAUUCGCGGACGAAUCCGAACAGCUCACCUGGUGACACCCAACGCGCUGGCCCUGAGAUAUAUGCGGAGACUAUAUAAUUUAUCUACAGGAAUUCAUCUGGCGGCCGAUUACAAGACCUAUGCCUCAGUCGAUGAGUUACUGCGCUGUUUACCUGAGGGAAUACGUCUGCCUUCGUUGGACUACGCAAUUCAGAUGGAAGAAGAGCAACGAAUGCACUUCGGAGAUGUGACAAUGCGGCAUGCCCAUCCAAUGCGAGUACCUGUUUCUUUGGAGAUUGCCCAAAGUCACCUACGCAUUACGACUAUGAAAGCUCAAACAAUAGGUGGUUCAUUAACUUGCAAGGCUACAGAGAUUGUACCUUUGUCGGAAGUCAAUGAUGUCUACAAUGUUUCAACCGGCCACGACAACAAUGAAUUUAUCAUUCGAAAGAUACGACAGGGUGUGACGAUGUAUUUCUCAUCCACAGCUCGAGAUGCGAUUGUAAAGGCCAUCAGGGCUGCUAAGAACAGUCUCCGAACUAUUCAGCUUCCUGGGACGGAGCGACUGUCUAGGUUUUCGAAUGUUGUCGCAACGUUACUGCAUGUGGGAAUGAUCGGUAUCAACUCCACAGAUGAAGAGGUCAGGAUCGCUGGUAACGAGCUGUUGCAAGCUGUUUGUACCUAUCUCGACUUCGAAGGAAAGCCUAUCAUCACUUCAAAAAUCAAUGGUUUUCCGGGUCCCCUCCUGGUGUUACUUAGCGAAUCGUUAGCAAACUUUGCUCCCCACCUCACACUGGAUUUUAUUACCGAGGUGUCACAAGUCAUGAGUAAAGAGUCUGUUCCGGACAGAAUCAUGAGCUUACAUUAUUUGGCGCCCUGGGUGAAAAAUCUCGCCUGCUUCGCCAAUCCUGCGAGCAAAUAUUACGAGCCUUCUGCUUCAAAGUUCCGAGAUUGUGUACGGGUACUCGUGGAUCUAACCAUGUCCGAUGAUGAGCUUCAUUUCCUGACCCAAAAGUACAUUUGGGCUGAAGUUGGAAAGCUUGAUAGCAAUGUGGUCAACGCAGUGUUAGAUGAAUUGAUGCGCGCAGCUGUCGAUGGAGGGGAGGGCUCUCUGAGAUGUGAAAGGGUCGCCGAUACAAUGGGUGCUAUCUCCUCAAUUAAUGUGCGCGGAAGAAUAUUGUCGAGAUUGCGCAAGGUCAUUGGCAAAACGUCGACGAAACCAACGAAGAGUCUGGCAGAUAAUGUUCACUGGAACGAAGUCUCAUGUCUUUUGCGACUGGCCUUAGUUGCUGGGCACCACUGCAAGAACGCUGUCCAAAGUCAAUUGUUCGUACCGGAGACCGUCCAUCUUGUCAUUCUCACAGCCGGAAUAGGCCAAGCUUCCGUCCGCACAUCCGUAUACGGUCUAGUGGUCAAUCUCCUCAAUACCCUGUACACAGCUCGCAUCAUCGAUUCGACUGCCAGCCCGGAAAUCCAGCUGCUUUUGAGCGAAUGUGAGCAGCGGGAUACACUACGCUUGUUCGGAUUGUCACGACCAACUCCCACAAGCGAAUAUAUCAAUGUCGAUCCUGCUAACGACAAGUCAUACAUUGAUACUCUGGAAAGUCUUGUGCAGUUCCUUGGCCGAGUUCUCGAGACUAUAGCUGGAACAAAAGGUCUAUUGAAUGUUUGGCGUGCCCGGUGGAUGAGUUUGAUAACGUCGUCGGCUUUCCAGCUAUCUCCUGCGGUGCAAACACGCGCAUUCGUAGCCCUUGGCAUUCUUGCAACAUCUGACGUCGACGACGACUUGCUCUAUCAGAUGCUAGUGGCAUUCAAGACUGCCUUAUCACAAUCUAGCGAGAAUGAUACCACUUCUGUGGUCAGCAUGCUCCGUUGCAUUCGUAAUGUGAUUCCCGCACUGCCACGGAGCUCGCGGUAUGUCUGCCAACUCUUCUGGCUUGCUGUUGCUCUCCUUCAGUCAAGCCAUAUGGGAUUAUAUGUUGAGGCCAUCCACUUGCUCCGUGUCACCUUGGAGGUUAUGGACAAUCAACGAGCUUUCCAACAGAACGGCGUGGCCGCCACAUUGCUUGAGGGCCGUUCGCCAUUCGAAGAUGUGGCAUGCCAAUUGGAUCAACUUCUUGGUAUCUCUUUCGAGGCUAGUUUUUCCUUUUCCCUCGCCUCUAUUAUUUUCAAGGGUCUUAGACAUGCCAGCCUUCAAGAACCCGCCGAGGCUGCACUCAGGAGUCUACUAUCGAUCACUGUACGCUCAUGUGGCGAGAUAGAGCAUGCCGACGAUGGACCGGGUGGUCCCAUCUGCCAGGAGAUUCUAGGAUAUUUUCUGGCAUUAUUACCCCUCUCGGCAACUGUGAAAAGCUUCCGGAGACUAUUGGAGGAUAUAGGCGUACAUCAGUCUUGGUUCGAACAAGACUUUCUCUCGAAGGGUGACGACGACGAUGCCAUCCGCGGACUGCCGUUCGCUCUAUUCGGACUCGCCGAUGACACUAGCGCACUCUUCGUCACUUCCUUCGUUGGCGCGAUGUUGGGGACAGCACAGAGCGACGACUUCGAGUCGCAGAUUUUAUACACCCUACUAGCAGACAUAGCGGAUACGUUCCCAAACAUCAUCUGCAUCACAUACGAGAGCUUGCAGGACAAGAUUAAGGAUGCAUUUGGAAACUCUUCGAGUCCAGUGAUCUUGAACGCUGUCGCAAACAUAUUUAGGAUUGCCACGCAAGAUACGGAUCGACUGGCGGCCGCGCGGGGAUCGGCAUCGACACUUAGCGUUGAUGAGGGAGUAUCGCACGGCCCCGGACGCAGUCAUCUUCAUGCAUUAGAAGACCAAGGCAUGAAAGGGCUGGCAAACAACUUCCAAUUCCUGCCGCCAAAUCGGGGCCAUGCGACGAAGAUGAUGAACUGGAUCUCGGAGCUUGUGAUGAAGAUUAUUGAAUGA